UGUCAAGAUUGACAUAUUGCUUAUUAUUCUGCCUUGAAUGUGGAUUGUUAAAAUACGUUGUAAGUUUAAUAAGUAACGGUAUGGCAAGUCGUGAAAAUAAAACUGCUACAGAAACAGCAGGAUCAAAUGAAAAUGCUGAAGAUGACUUUUCAAGUUCGUUUGCUUCAAUCCGAGGAGUUCGUUCAGUGUGUGAAACUAGCAGACAGACAAUGUCAAGUUCAGUCCUAACUGUCAAAGGUUUCCAGAGUGAAGACGGAAAUGUCUUAAGUGACAUUGCGGAAGCUGAUGUUUCAUGUCAUUCAUCUUUGUUUGGUGAGGUGAAUAGAACAGAGGUGAAUAUCAGCAAAGAAAAAAUAGCAGAACAAUGUUUGAAGUGCAGAAAAGUAGAAGCCACCCAUUUCUGCAAUGACUGUAGGCACAGACGUCAAUAUAUGUGUUAUAUUUGUCUUAAAGAUCACAACCAUUGGCAUGAAGAUCAUGAUGUUGUCACUUUAUCUGUGAAAAGUGAAGGAAAUUCAGAACUGCCAGCAAAAGACUUAAAUAGAACAGGAAUAAGCAAAGUCGCAGAUCUCCAACAACUUGAAAGGUUCCAGUUCACACAAGUGCCUUCGAAAAGUGAUACGGACGGUGAUCAGAACGAAAGGAAAAAUAUUAUAAAAGACAUGUCAACUAGAUCACCAAAAACAAACGAGGUUCGGAAACCUUCAAAUCCAGGCAGACAAGUAAAAACUACGAAAUUUUACAAUGACAAACUGCUUUUAGGUAUAGCACAAGAAGAAUUGGGAUGUCUGCAAGCCAAGUUUGGGAAACUUCAAAAAUACGGAAUGUAUUAUAUUCGAACAAAUUUUAAUACAAAGACGUGUGCUGUUACUGGAAUAGUCCAGCUAGACAAUAAAAAGUUGAUACUGGCUGACUCUGAAAACAAUGAACUCAAAAUAAUGAAUGAAGAAACUUUCAAAAUUAUUAUGACUCAUGAAUUACCUAGUAAUCCAUAUUUAGUGUGCUUCGUUAAAGAAAAUCAGGUGAUCAUCGCAUGCAUUAACUAUGAAUUUUACUUAGUCGACUUAAAUUGUGGAAUAGACAUUCAGAUAUUGUUUGAAAUUAAACAUUUGUUUAAAGGUAUCGCUUGUGCUAAACAUAAAUUAUUCGGAUGCACUUCUGACACAGUUGAAGUUUAUAACGAUACAGGCAAACAAAUUUCGAAAUUUAAACCUGUCGAUGUAACCAAUAUUGAGGACAUGUGUGUAAGCAAAGAAGGAGAUGUCAUUUAUUGUGCUGAUGAGAAGAAAGGCAUAGUUGUUCUUAACAAACAUGGAACUGUUGUUGAUAUCAUAUCGGAAAAUUUAUGCCAACCCUAUAGACUAUGUCAUGGACACCAGGGAUACAUUUUUGUGACAGAGAAAAAUUCUGACAGGGUGAUGCAAAUUGAUAUACAGCGAAAGAAAGUAGGACAAAUUGGAAAGGAUGAGUGUUAUACAAAGGACAACCCAGUUUCAUUGUGUCAUGACAACAGAAACAAUAAACUUAUAGUUGCUGUGUGGCAAAGUGACAAAAUACAUGUUUAUACUUGUCUAUAGAAUGUAUUUGACAAACCACCAAGGACGCAAUGAAUAUAUAACAUUUGAACAAAUUUGUUUUACCUUUAUCUAUCUAAAAAGUAUGUGAAAUGCCAUUAGUUGCGACCAAAAUGGGAAAGAAUAAUUUCACAAAUCCAAGAUGUUAAUAACUAAAUGCUUUUUCUAACAUUGAAAAAUAAAAAAGUUAAUAGCAGUCUAUUUUAUGACUAUACAAUAAAAUUAUUGCUUGCUGUGGCGCUGGACUUUUCAAUUCUUUUUCCUAUGUAUUAUUUAACGUUAAAUAUUUUAAAGGUUUAUGCAAGUAGAGUAUAGUAAUAUAUUUUUCUAUUUUUAGCAGAUAUCAGUGUUAAAAGGUAAUGAAUACCUUAUAGUAUUAAGUUACAAGCGUUCGAAGGGUAUUUCGUCUCGCUAUGAAUCUUUUGUUCUUUUGUUUAUAUUUGAUUUUAUGUUUUAAAGAAGACAUAACCUCAAUUUAAACCUAAUAGAUCAAUGAGAUCAUCAGAUCUGUAUGAAUUUUCGCUCAAUAUGAUACAAACACGUGCCUGCGAUUAAAAGAUAUAUUCAAUACAAUGUUGAUUGUAUUAAAUAACAUUGAAUAAUUAUUGAAUAUGAUUGCAUUAUGAAGUCGAUCGUAUUAAGUGUAUUGUUCAAAAUACCGAUUCGUUUGACAUAGAUUAUUUGGAGUUUUAAAACUUUUCUUUCCUAAAGUAUAAUGGAUUUGACCAGCCACAAAAUGUUCUUCAAAAAUAUACUACUGACGUCAAUGCAGGCCAGGAGAAAGAAUGUUCAGAUUGCAGGAUGGGGUUGGAGGGGAGGGAUUGUUCGGUGAGAAAAAAGUCAAUAAUUUGUAAUAUAAAUCGCGGGUAAGGGGGCAUCAAAGGUCUUUAUUUGUCAUAUAAAUUGGGAAGCGCCAACCAAGACCUUUCAUUUACGUAAAAACAUGAAUCCAAGAAUUGUUGUCUAUGAGUAAUUCAAUAUUAAAUAAAUAUUUUGGUAUACCUUUAGAAGAUUCUGGUAGGGGAUUUCCCCCAGGAAAACAAUAGAAUUGCGUACUAAAUAGUGGCCUCUGGUACACUUUCGGAUGCAAAAUUUGAAAUGAA
Ruditapes philippinarum (Manila clam) is the source of this 2677-nucleotide messenger RNA. RefSeq lists its product as uncharacterized. Lineage: Eukaryota; Metazoa; Mollusca; Bivalvia; Venerida; Veneridae. The transcript has 2 exons. The coding region runs from base 81 to 1577 and encodes 498 amino acids. The record is from RefSeq and is a predicted model, not a curated record.